Messenger RNA from Chilo suppressalis (striped riceborer), 465 nucleotides. Lineage: Eukaryota; Metazoa; Arthropoda; Insecta; Lepidoptera; Crambidae. The record is from the annotation of a GenBank genome assembly.
AUGCGGGUGUGUUUAGUUUGCAACCAGUUCGGUCGCGGAGUGAUCGCUAUGCUGGGAGCCGUCACGCCGGACUCGUUUGACACGCUACACUCGUACACCAAUACGUUCCAGAUGCCGUUUGUCACACCAUGGUUUCCUGAAAAGGUCAUCCCACCGUCGUCGGGUCUCAUUGACUAUGCAGUCAGUAUGCGUCCGGACUACCACCGCGCAGUCAUCGACACCAUUACUUAUUACGGAUGGAAGAACGUCAUUUAUAUCUACGAUUCUCACGACGCAAAUGUAUUUAGCACAAUUGAUGAUAAGCCGUGUUUGAGUCCAGACACAAAGAUAGCCUGUUGCAGUUUCAACUUCCACUAUCACAAUACAUCAGCCAUCCUCACCUUGAGGGUUUCGAAGAUGGUGGCAAUUUUCACAACUAAUAUUGACGGGCUGAUGACAUCCAAAGGUUCCAACAUAUUGAAUUGA